UCUUUUUCUUAUCACAACUAUGCAAUGCCAUUUUUAUUUAUUUUCUUUGUACAUGAAUUAUGUUUGGUUACUGAAUUUUCUGUAAAUUGUAUUUUAUGUAUCACUUCUCCUUCAAUUACAGGAAGGCCUACUACUAAUCUAGAAUCUGUACUUAGCGUUGAGAGGAUACAAAUUACUACAUUAAGAGUAUUUACUUAUCAAGAAUUAGCAAAAACAACUGGUGGCUUUUCCAAUUUCAAUCUCCUUGGCGAGGGUGGUUUUGGUCAGGUUUUUAAGGGAACGCUUCCAAAUGGUAUGGUUGUUGCAAUUAAGAAGCUUAAACAUAUGUCUAGACAAGGGGAAAAUGAAUUUAUGGCAGAGAUUGGGACGCUUAACCGCAUCCAUCACCGAAAUCUCGUGAAUCUGAUCGGAUACUGCAGUGAGAAAGCCAAUAGAUUGCUUAUUUAUGAGUUUAUUCCCAACAAUUCCUUGCGAGAUCAUUUACAUGUUUCUAUAAUUGCAGAACAGGACAACAGAGUGGUCAUCAAUUGGCUAGCCAGAAUAAAAAUUGCCAUAGGUUCUGCAAAAGGAUUGGCAUAUUUGCAUGAAAUCUGUAAUCCAAAGAUCAUACACAGGAAUAUCACUGCUAGCAAUAUCCUUCUUGAUCAAAACUUUGAACCAAAGAUUUCAGAUUUUGGACUUGCCAAGCAAUUUUCAAAUUCUGUUACCCAUAUGUCCACUGUGGUAAAGGGAACCUUUGGUUAUCUUUGCCCUGAAUAUUUCAGAACCCAACAGAUCAGUGAUAAGACUGAUGUAUAUUCCUUUGGUGUGGUGCUUUUAGAGUUAAUCACUGGUAAAAAGCCUAUUUCAAGGGAAGGCAAUUUUCAAGCCUUGACUUCUUGGGUAGCAGUUCAACUCAAAGAAGCUUUGGACACAGACAAUUAUAGUAAUAUUGUUGAUGUCAAAUUAAAGAAUAAUUAUAGCAAAAUAGAAAUGAUUCGAAUGAUUUAUUGUGCCGCAGCCUGUAUAUAUAAACCUGCAAAAUAUCGGCCAAAAAUGAGUCAGAUUGUUGAAGUCUUACAAGGAAAUUUGGCAUCGGAAAGUAUAUGGCUAAGCAGUGACAACACUUUCCUUAAAGAUGAGUAUUAACUAUAUUAGCCAUGGGAAUCAUAGAUUUAGAAAUAUAACCAAUAUAACGAUACACAAGGUCUGGACUAAGAGAAGCCUCAGCUGCAAUUAAUUUAUGCAACCCUCUACUCCAUUCCCUUUUCAUACAUUGACAUAGUCAUCCCUCCUUUGGUUCAAAUUGCCCUUCAUAGCCUCCUUUGAUUCAAAUUGGUUUUUAUAGGUAUGGUUUGUGAUUUUGUAGAUCUGAGUUAUGCUUAGAACUCUCUUACCCUACGAUUUGUGUGUGUCCGUGUGUUUUUUUUUUUUUUUUUUUUGUGUUAACGAAUUUUGAGUCUAUUCUUCGUAGCUCUGCCUAUAUGGUUUGAUUUUCUGUUUACAAUGUGGCUUGGCUGUGGUUUCGGAUUGUUUGGAGUCGGCUUGUUUUGGUUAGAAAGAAAGCCCUGCCCAUGCCCACCCCUCUUUACAUCAGAAAUUAAGAACGAUGAUGCUGAUGAAGAUACAGCAGAAAUACAAAUGUGACAAAUCCGAUGAUUUUGUUUUGUUAA
Messenger RNA from Hevea brasiliensis (rubber tree), 1652 nucleotides. RefSeq names its product proline-rich receptor-like protein kinase PERK3. The transcript is spliced from 7 exons. Gene Ontology annotation, biological process: protein phosphorylation. The record is from RefSeq and is a predicted model, not a curated record. The coding region runs from base 25 to 1128 and encodes 367 amino acids. Gene Ontology annotation, molecular function: ATP binding; protein kinase activity. Lineage: Eukaryota; Viridiplantae; Streptophyta; Magnoliopsida; Malpighiales; Euphorbiaceae.